AUGGGGCGAAUCGACUCCUCUUGUGUCGCUGCCACGGUGACGUCUAGCAAGGUCGGCGCAUCACCGUCUUGUCCGGUCACGGCGACAAGCACUGACACGAGCGACGAGGCUGCUUCUCGCACCGCUGCCCCGCAUGUCCGGGCGCAGCGAGGUGGUCGAGGGCGACCCCCCCAGAUGCACAACGGCCUCACCGCGGGCAUGUGCGAUAACCAACAGCAGCACGCCGCAGGCGUUUGGAAGUUGAUGACAAGGUCGCAGAGCGCCUCCACGACUCCGCCGCCUCUCGUAAUAGGUGACGGCACAGGCAACGAGGAUCGUGCGCAACCUCCCCACGCCGGCGUUCGGUGGACUAAGCACUCGUGGGGAAAGGGCAACAACUGCCCUGCGGGUAGCGCGUAUGAGUCUUUUGUGGGUGCGUUGCUGCACAGACCGCCGCCAACGCCUCCGUUUCCUGGUGUGCGUCUUCCGGUCUGGUGUCGGUCCGUGUCAGCGACAGGGUAUCCGCUCUCCGAAGACGGCCUCACAAACGAGCUCCUGGACUUCUUUCAUUAUUUGCAGUUGACUUCCCAAGAGGAAGCGGCACGGGAGCGGCUGCUCGGCUACGUGCAGGCGUGCGUGGCAGAGUUGUGGGGACCCUGUAAAACCGGGAGUGAAGCCGAGAGAACAGCACAGGUGAUGCUCUACGGCAGCUACGCUCUAGGACUUUCUCUUCCAAGCAGCGACAUUGAUCUUGCCCUCACCUUCCCGGCCGAGGAGGAGGUGGAUGUCGCGACCAUAGAGGUGGAGGUAAGGAGUGGGGAUCGCGCUCUCGCGGCGUCGGCGACCUCGACGAAACGUCACGCCCUGCACCUCGAGCGUCUCCACCACCUUGCCCAGCAGCUGCGGAACUCUGCGACGUUUCCCGAGCUGGAGGUGGAGGUGUAUGAUCAGUGCCGUGUGCCGCGCAUUCAUCUGCGAGACACGACUCGAGGUUGCGUGUCGUGUGACAUCAGCAGCUCCUUCGUCUCAGCACGCGUCGCCCGCAUCGUGGCGCGGCAGCGGCUAUGGCUACAGGACUCCCCGCUCGCGGCGUUCCUUGUCCGCGUCACCAAGGCAGCCGUGAAACAGUGGGGCCUCCACGAAGUGUUCUGGGGCGGCGUCGCCUCCACGGCGCUCUACUGCCUGGUGCUCCGCUUCCUUGCCCAGAUGGAACAGCUUUGCCAACACGCGCAGGUGGAGGAGAACUUGUCUCCACCGUGCUACGAGGAGGCCGCCAUUGCGCAUACUGCAACACAGCUCUCUUCGUUGCCUUGUGCGUCGCCGUUGUCUUCCCCACAGCUCUCCAUGCCACACCCAACCAGCGAGUCUUUCGCAGCGCCUACCCCAGUCCCAGCCGGCACGGCCUCCACCGCUUGUGGCGUCAACAGGCUAAGCGCAGCGACAGCCAUUCCUUCAUAUGUACCCAGCUGGGCCGUGAAUAGCAGGAAGUACGACGUGAGCAAGUCGUGGUUCUUGUGCGACAUGGACAAGGACAACGCGCUGUGCCCUAUCGGCGUGACCGCGUUCUCCUUUUCCCACAGGGACACGAUGGCCAACGCGUGCGACGAGGACAGGGAGGCGGACGACGAGGUGGAUGGCUACACGCAGGCGGGCCUCACGCGUAGCUCCGGCGCCGCCACCACUGCCACUACUCCAACCUCUCGCACCGCGGCGAGCACACCGAUGGCGGCUGCAAGCGAAGCGCAUGAGGGUGGCAUAGCGACCGCCUCUGCUGCCUUGGCGCCACCGGUGAACGCCGAUUCUGCUGCGCUUCGCGAGGGCGGGUUUCCCAGUGCGGAGGGGCUUACUCGUAUCGCGCGAUCACGGUAUGGUGCGUCGCCAGCGCGUCUGCUGCUAAAGCUGUGGAGGUUUCUCUCUGCCGACGCCUUUGUGAGCGGGUAUCAGGUGGCAGAUGUCUUUGGAGACGACGCAGUGUGGUGCGACUCCGGCGAGGAGAACGACUCGGCCGCGCUACCAAAGCAGCUUCCGCUCAUGACGUCGCUUGAACUGGCCACGUUUGCGGGCAUGGCCAGCACCGACCUCUCUGCUGCAUCUUUUCGGAUCCCUGAGCUACAGGCACUCUUUCGCUACUCGAGCACGUCACUCGAAAACAUGCUCCGGUAUCAACGCUACCCGCAGCGCACCGUGCCAACGAUGCUCUCUACCAUCUUUGUCGACCCUCGGCUGCUGACUAGCUCUUGA
This is a messenger RNA of Leishmania mexicana MHOM/GT/2001/U1103, 2220 nucleotides long. RefSeq lists its product as hypothetical. Gene Ontology annotation, molecular function: poly(A) RNA polymerase activity; mRNA binding. The record is from RefSeq and is a predicted model, not a curated record. Bases 1 to 2220 code for a protein of 739 amino acids. Gene Ontology annotation, cellular component: TRAMP complex; nucleolus. Lineage: Eukaryota; Euglenozoa; Kinetoplastea; Trypanosomatida; Trypanosomatidae. The transcript has a single exon. Gene Ontology annotation, biological process: RNA 3'-end processing.